Molecule: messenger RNA, 715 nt
Organism: Cotesia glomerata
Lineage: Eukaryota; Metazoa; Arthropoda; Insecta; Hymenoptera; Braconidae
Exons: 5
Coding region: 100-510 (136 amino acids)
Biological process (GO): sensory perception of smell
Molecular function (GO): odorant binding
Source: RefSeq, a predicted model, not a curated record
UUUCCUGGAAGAUGUGAUUGGAAAUUAGUUAGAUGGAUUCUGUAUAUAAGCUAAGGUAUCAACGAUUAAAUACCAUUUUCCGAUUAAAAAUCUUUAAUCAUGCAUCGAUUCGCGGUUGUUUUAGUUUUCGCAGCAGUUAUUGUCACAGAAGCGGCAGUAACACCUGAAGAUCUCGUUAAAUUUGGAAGAGCUCGCAGGGAUUGUGACCGGAGCACUCCUGUGGACAGUAGUAUCAUUGAUCGCGUGAUUAGUGGUGAAAUGAUUAACGACCGUCAAUUCUUUUGUCACGCCGCCUGUAUUGUCAAGGAACUUGGCCUGGUGAAUGCAGAUGGUUCCUUAAUGAUUGAUAAGAUCGUAAGUAAAAUUCCUGAAGGCUUACCAAAUCGUGAUGCCAUAGUCAAUGCUGCAAAUGAAUGUGGAACUAAAAUGGCUGCUGAUCCAUGUGAUAGAGCCCAAAUGAUAUUUAAUUGUUUCCACGAGAAAAAUGUUCCAAGUCUCUUAAUGGGAUAAAUGGUUAGAAGAGUCAACAUUGCUUUGAAAAAAGAAUUUUGCAUAUUUUGGUAAUUGAUUCAUGGACUAUCAGCGGUUAAGGUGAUUCUUAAAUGAAUAAUCGAGAAAACAGUCAUUCGAAAAUUUCUUCUAAAUAAAAAUAUUGUUGUCUUUGAAAUUAAAAAAUAAAUCUGUUGUCUUGAUCAAUAAAUAAUGUCUUAAAAAC